Messenger RNA from Mycosarcoma maydis (corn smut), 1632 nucleotides. RefSeq lists its product as uncharacterized. The record is from RefSeq and is a predicted model, not a curated record. Gene Ontology annotation, cellular component: U5 snRNP. The coding region runs from base 1 to 1632 and encodes 543 amino acids. The transcript has a single exon. NCBI's taxonomy places the organism in Eukaryota, Fungi, Basidiomycota, Ustilaginomycetes, Ustilaginales. Gene Ontology annotation, molecular function: protein binding.
AUGUCGCUGUUAGACAAGCGCAAAGCUUCAUCGACUGCAGCGGGGCCAUCAUCCGUUGCUGUGGCGUCCUCAUCGAAGCGUGUUCGAAUGGAUGAGCCAAGCCGAGGUCAACGCAGACGCGAGGAGACCGACUUUUUCGACGGUGAUCCCGAAAUCGAAGAAGAGGAUCGUCGGCGCAUCCGAAAGGACCAAAAGAGCGGCCGUAUAGAUGAUCGUGGCCAAGAUCUGUCUGAAUCGGAUGAGUCAGACGACAACAACGCCGACCCUUUCAACGAAGACGAGGACGACUCGGAUGGAGAGGCGGACGCAGGAUCGCAUCGGAGGAGAGCAGACAAGAAGCGACGAGGCGAUGCGGCAGGCGCAGCAGGUGACGAUGAUGACGAGGAUAUGUUUGAUGUUGAGAAUGAUGAUGAAAAGCAGACGUCAAGCGCAAGUAAGGCAAUUCGAAAAGCUCAAACCCGUGGCAAGUACCUCAAGCUUGGCGAACUGGAAGAAGGUCAAGACUUUGGCUCAAAUAACCGUUCCACAUUGGACGCUGCAGACGACGAAGACGCAAAACUGCUCAGAGGCAAAGGCAAGGACGACGAUGAUGAUGACGACGACGAUCUGGAUCCUGAACUCGAGCUUGAGGACGAUGACGAAGGCGAUCAGAGCAGUAAUGAUCAAGAUGGCUCGGAUCGUGAUGGCUUUGUCGAUCUCAACGCCUUGGCAGAGCGGUCACCCUCCACCUCCCCCGGCGGCACUCCUCUCUCCACCUCUCGCAAUUCCAAGUCUAAAAAAAGCAAAAAGCAAAAACCACCAAAAGUGACAGGCUUCAACAUGAAGGAAGAGAUGCGUACCGGCAAGUUCGACGCCGACGGCAAUUACCACGAGAACCAACGCGAUCCACACGCACAGCACGAUGCCUGGCUCACCGGCGUCUAUUCCAAAUCCAAGAUCCUCGAAGCACGUAGAGCUCAACAGAAGCGAGACCAGGACGCAAGGGACAAGGAAAAAGCAGCACAACGGGCGGAUGGCGACGAGGAUGAAGUGAAGAAGAGGCUGGUGGAAUACAUGCAUCGCUACGAAACGGUGCAAAGGACGCUGCAGAGGCUGGGCAAAGUAUUAGCAACCGAGAAGAAGCGACUGAAAGCCAUAACAGUUGACAAAGAUGACGAAAAGCAAGCAGUGGCGUCAGCAGGGGCAGACGUAGAGACCGUCACCCAUCUCUCUUCUGUGCUCAUGUCACGCUUUGGUCGACUUGACAUCUACGACCAGACGUACGAGCAGCUCUUGCAUGAUGUGCGCAAAUCAGGUCUGACUCGACAAACUUUUGAUCCCGCAGCAAAGUUCGACCCGCCUCCAGCGGCGGCUGCUUCGGCCAAUCACUCUGAUGAUCUUUCUGCUGGCGCUGCUGGUGCAGGAGAGUGGGAAUACCGCUGGGCACCCUCUUACCUCGCCACAGCCGCACGAGAAUCUAACACACCAGUUGACCCCGAGGUUCAGAUCUUUGGUCCGUUCAGUAUUGCCGAUCUCAAGAGCUGGGCGGAGCAGGGGUAUUUCGGCGAUGCUGGAGAACGCAUUUUGCUCAGACCAAGGGGCGCAAACGAUGCAUGGCAGGCCUACAACGAUGUUGCUGCGAUUGCAAGAUAA